AUGGCUGCUCAUAAUAUGGUUGUUGCAGGAGUACGUAGACGGAUUGGGGAUGGUCAAACAACUUUAAUUUGGGGAUACCCGUGGUUGCCAGAUGAGCCUAGUCCUCUCAUUCAAACUGAUAUGCCUGAGGAAUUGAGACAUGCGAAAGUGGCAGGCUUAAUUGAUGAGCAGACUAAUAUGUGGGAUCCCUAUAUUUUGUCUGAUUUAUUUAUUCCGGAGGAUGUCAAUCGUAUACUCAAGAUCCCUGUAAGUCCUGGUUAUGAUGACUCGUGGUAUUGGCUUGGGGACUCAAAUGGAAUUUAUUCAGUAAAGAAUGCCUAUAGGAGUAUUGUGGGUAAUUAUGACCAUGUGCCAGGAGAGUUUGAUAAGUGGACUAGUAUAUGGAAAAUGAAGGUGCCUCCAAAGUGGAGGACUUUUUUGUGGAGGACUUUUUUGUGGAGAGCAAUUUGUGAUAUCCUCCCUACCACUGUUAAUUUAAUUAUUAAAAGAGUGGAUAUUGAUCCAAUAUGCCAGAAGUGUGGUGUAAUGAAUGAAGAUGUUAUGCAUGCACUUAUUACUUGUGAUUAUUCUAAAGUAGUUUGGAAUAUUACAGGCCUACCUAUCACAAAUAUUAUUACCGAUUCUUUUCCUGCCUGGCUAACAGCCGCGCUUGCAAUUUUGACAGAGGAACAAAGUGGUACUUUGGUGGCGGUUCUGUAUCACUUGUGGCAGAGUCGCAACUCAGCCGUGUGGGAGAAAUCUUUGCCACGUCCCGCCGGCUUGUGGAGGAGAGCAUCCGCGGCAAUGGGGUCAUACCGCCACGCCAAUCACCACCCCGCGCUGCCGGCACCACACGGACCGGAGAAUGCUCAUCACGCCAGGCCAAGAUGUUUUGUCGACGCAAGCUUCCGACAUGCUACGGGGGAGGCGUCCUAUGGAGUGGUCCUACUCUCGCCGGAUGGAUCGUUCAUAGCGGCGCGAAACGGAACUCUGCCAACCUGCUUCUCACCUUUUAUGGCGGAGGUCAUGGCUUGUAAGGAGGCUCUAUCAUGGCUCAUCGAAAGGAAUACGGUUGAUGUGGAUAUACUCACAGAUUGUUUGCAACUACGAAACGUUGUACGCCAGGGAUCAACAACUAUUAUGUCAUAUGCUGGACUUGCAGUCGACCAUUGUAGGUCGCUGAUGACUUCAUUUACUUAUUGUUCGUUAAGUUAUGUUUCUAGGCAGUUUAAUUUACAUGCGCAUGCUUUAGCUUCGUUAGCUUUUACUCAGAAUCAGGUUAUGACAUGGGAUUUAAUCCCACCUGACACUAUUGCAGCUUUGCUUCAUUAA
Ipomoea nil (Japanese morning glory) is the source of this 1311-nucleotide messenger RNA. RefSeq lists its product as uncharacterized. Lineage: Eukaryota; Viridiplantae; Streptophyta; Magnoliopsida; Solanales; Convolvulaceae. The transcript has a single exon. Gene Ontology annotation, molecular function: RNA-DNA hybrid ribonuclease activity; nucleic acid binding. The record is from RefSeq and is a predicted model, not a curated record. Bases 1 to 1311 code for a protein of 436 amino acids.